Mytilus trossulus (common blue mussel) is the source of this 1305-nucleotide messenger RNA. RefSeq lists its product as uncharacterized. The record is from RefSeq and is a predicted model, not a curated record. The transcript has a single exon. The coding region runs from base 1 to 1305 and encodes 434 amino acids. NCBI's taxonomy places the organism in Eukaryota, Metazoa, Mollusca, Bivalvia, Mytilida, Mytilidae.
AUGAAAAUAAAGGCAGAAAAUAUCAAACGUGGAGAUGAAAAACAGCAAACAAUUCAAGAAGAUAUCAAACACAUUACAAAAGGACUUCAAAGUAAUCAUUUAGACAGAUUAAAGAUGGAUCUACAAAAUGAACUGGAUAGUGUUUGGGACAACGAGAAGUCAAAAACUAAAGCAUUUAUAAACGAAAUAGAAGAAAAGAAAACAGAUUUGAAUGAAAUAUUGCACAGUCUUCUGGCACUACGUAACCAUUCCUCCAAAACUCAACAGUUUCUUGGAGUCCAUCAAAUUGAAAAACAAUUGAGUCCAUACAAAAGAUACAUUGAUGAGUUGUGGCAAGAUGAUAGAUUGAAAGACAUCUGCAUCGAUGUGGAAGAAAACGAAAACGUGUUAAAAGUAGUAUCUGCUUGCGAAUCUCUGAAAUCAUUAGGACACGUAUUUGUUGUUAAGAAGGAAACGUCACGUGAUAAUGAUAACAUAUUUAGAGAAGUACAAGUAGAAUGUAGAGAUAACCAAUUCUUUCGAAAUAUUUCUUUGGAACUGGAAACAAAAACAGAUAUUUUGCACAUCAACGAUACGUUACAAGUUGUAACAGCCAUGCUUUGUCUGACUGAUAAUCGAGUUAUACUCAUUGCAGGUAAAGAAAGAAUACUUCUAUUUAAAACUGAUUGCAAUUUCGAGAAAAAUAUAAAAGUAUUAGGCGAACCGUUUGGCGUUGCAGAACUAGAAAAGGAUACAAUUGCUGUGUCCUUUCCAAACGAAAUGGUCGUUAAAAUCAUUAAUUUAAAUAAUGAUUCAGUCGAAAAAGUUAUAGAACUAUAUAAGAAAUGUUUAGGUUUGUCAUCCUUGAAAAAUACUAUCGCUGUAGGUUUACAUUUACAACGCAAUGAUGAAAUUCGGGUGAUUGACUUAGAAGGAAAUACACUGAGGUCAGUAAAUGUUGCAUCCGAAACAUUACUUUUUGAAUUCUUGUUAACGAAUAACGGAAUAAUUUGUAGUGAUAAUCAUGGUCUUUCCGUUUCAUUCGUUGAAUGGAAAGGAAAACAAGUCUGGGAGUUCAAAAGUGACGAUUUGAAAGACCCACAGGGAAUAUGCACAGAUAACUAUGGUAAUAUAUUUUUAGCCGAUGAUAUUUCCGACAAAGUUGUAGUCAUAUCACGUGACGGAAAGAGGAGUAAUGUUUUACUUAGUGAAAAAGAUGGAAUUGAGGAAGUAAGAUCCAUCUGUUUCAGCAAAAUAGAAUCAGCUGUUUUCAUUUCAGAUGUAACUGGAACAUACUUGGCAAGAUACAAAGUGUUAUAUGGAUAA